AGUGCCAGGCAACGUGCACCCACCCUCUUUAUACACCUACAACAGGUCCUCCCUUAGCAGCAGACUAGUGCCCAACGCAUCCAACGUUAUCGCCACCUGCACCAUGUACCUUCCACGCCUCACAUUACUCUGCGGGUUGAUCCUCCUGGUUCACUUUUGCAGCCACUCUCAGGCCGAGGACAGGCGCCUAAAAACCAGAAGUAGAGGGAGGUGUGACGGCGUGUGUAAAAGCUACACUUGUGGGACUGUCAACCGAAGCGGACGUGUGGUGGGUGGUACGCCGACCUCCGCGGGCAAGUACCCGUGGCUAGUGUCCCUCUUCUACCGUGGCAAGCUUUACUGCGGCGCCACUCUCAUCAACAAUCGCUACCUCAUCACCGCCGCUCACUGCGUCAAGCGGGUGAAUCUCAACAAUGUAAAGAUCGUGCUGGGCAGCUACAACAAGACCGAUGUGCAUGAACCAUCGAGACAGGUCCGUAAGGUAGGCACUUGGUGGGCUCACCAACUCUUUGACCGUCGCUCCUACAACAACGAUAUCGGCAUCAUCAUGCUGAAUGAAGAGGUCGAAAUCACCAAACACGUCAGGCCCGUGUGUCUACCCGUCUCAGGUGAUGGGAACUACACGGGUCUGACAGGCAUCGUCCCAGGAUGGGGGAGAUUGUCAGAGAACGGUUACCCCAGCGAAGUGGUGCAUGAGGUGAAGGUGCCAAUCAUCAGCAACGAAGAGUGUAAAAAGAAGAAAUACAGACCAAGUGAGAUCACCGACAACAUGAUGUGCGCUGGCUACGACGAGGGCAAAAUCGACGCCUGUCAGGGUGAUAGCGGCGGUCCUCUUCUCCUUGAUACCGGCAAGAAUAUUGAAAUCAUCGGUGUGGUGUCGUGGGGCCAGGGGUGUGCUCGUGCUAAGUACCCGGGUGUCUACACCCGCCUUGAAAAAUACAUGGAUUUCGUCAACUCAAAAAUUUAUGAUCAAGGCUGCUUCUGUCCUCCCCCUAAUUAAAACCUGGUCAUCAUGAAGCUUCUCUAACUUAAUUUAUUUAUCGGUUUUCAUCACGUGAAAACAGCCCUACUUUGUAGCUAAUGUUUAUAUUAUUCAGUAGCUACAUCGUUAUAUUUAUUAUCAGCACUAACAAGAUGCUUAAUGACGCAAGCAUGACAUCACAGGUGAGUCUUUGAUACGUGUGUGGCCUCGGGUUACUGUGGCCAUGAAUUAGUAUAAUAUAUCAUCCGUAAUGUUCCCUGCACCUUUGUUAUCACCUGUCCUCUACCAUCAUGUAAUGUUUGAUCCAGUUGUGAAUUUUUAUUAUCUCCAAUAAUAACUCCUUCAUGUACUUAUAAAUAAUCAUCGCUUCAUUAUUGUAUAACAGUUUGACACAUCUUACAAAGUAAAUCACAUUUUACUACUUGUCUUAUGUUGUGCCGAGUCGUAGAUGCAGAAACUGGAUGUUACAGUACAUCAAUGAACACCACCACCGUCAUGUAGUACAGUCCCUAACAAGGGCAACAUUGUACGACGCAUGUGAUCAAUACAUUGCCAGUAUGUUGUAAGCAACAUUGUAUUACUAAAAACUUUGCCAGUCCAUACAUACGUGUAUUUAAAUACGCGCACACAUACACGCAAGUUCAUUGUCGCCAUUUUUUUUCUCUUUAUCCGGUUCAUCAAUUGUGACACAAAUAUUAUUCGAAUGGAUGCAUGGUAAGACUGAUCCCCGCUCACUGUCAAUUUCCUUUCUAUAAUCUGUGGUUAAGGAACAAGUUACGUUUCUAGUUAUUCCAUAUUCUAAUCUCCAACUGUUAGGGAGAUUGAAGUUAUUAUAAAAAAAAUACGUUAACUUUAUCACCCAGUUGCAUAUAUUUCGGUAAUAAUUCAUAUAUGACUACGAUAUCUAAAGAUAUAGAAAUGUUUAAGAAUGCGUAUACAAUUGUAGGGGCCUUUACUAAGGAGACUUAAGGAAGCACUACCAAAGAGAAGUAAAGGACUACUAGCGAGGAAAAUAUGAGUCUAUAUAUACCUGCAUGUCAUCCCAUUGAGUUAUUAUUUAUGUGACCAAAGUGAUGCCGUAGCACCACUGACGCCUAUUACACAUUCCAAAAGUGAGCUUUCUCUGGCAUCCAUUGUUCUUCCCUAGACCUUCAUCGUAUUUGAUUCUUUUGUUCUCUAUCUCCCAUGGACCAUUUAGUGCUGCGUUCACAUUUAAAAGACCAAGGAUCGAAAAUGAGUUUUGGGCAGUGUCCGGUAUAGGUCAGUGGACUACCCUACCGAGUCAGUGAACGUGGGAUGCUCAAACAAGGCCAGUCUACCACUGCAGGGAUAUCCAUUCUUGAGUAUAUUACCUGUCACUGGAAAUUAAUUAACCUAAUAUAUUUAAAUUGUCAUUACAUUAAUCGACUGAUCAUAAAAACAUAACGUAAUGUGAUUUCCAGUUUCGCAUGCGAGUGUUGCCUUGUUGCGAUGUAUGUGAUAAUGUGUCUUAUCUGUUAUUGCUAUUAUUGUAAUAAAAGUACAAAUCUGUAAUUCAUCUUGGGCAAACAAUAACAUGACGACCCUAGCUUAGAAACCCGCUAGUUUAAUUGUAAGUAAAUGUACCAGGUACUUCUAAUAUACUAUAUACCAUACGUAUUUGAGCCUCCAUCUUGUGCUGUCAGUUGACUUGUGUAAUAAACGCAUCACAUUAUAAACA
Molecule: messenger RNA, 2681 nt
Organism: Homarus americanus (American lobster)
Lineage: Eukaryota; Metazoa; Arthropoda; Malacostraca; Decapoda; Nephropidae
Product: trypsin-1-like
Exons: 7
Coding region: 104-1000 (298 amino acids)
Biological process (GO): proteolysis
Molecular function (GO): serine-type endopeptidase activity
Source: RefSeq, a predicted model, not a curated record